AUGAAUUCCUUCACCGUCACUUGUCCGCUCUAUCCUUCCCUACCAAUGGGUUCUUCAUGCUUUCAAGAUCCUCGGCGUUUUGGAUUCGAUGAACACGUUCACCGGACGUGAGAAGAAGCAGAAUUGAAAAUGCCAUUUUAAGUAGAUAGAGCUUGUAGUAU
Molecule: messenger RNA, 161 nt
Organism: Blastocystis hominis
Lineage: Eukaryota; Bigyra; Opalinata; Blastocystidae
Exons: 2
Coding region: 1-111 (36 amino acids)
Source: RefSeq, a predicted model, not a curated record